UUUCUUAUAAAUGAAACCCUUAAAAGAGGACAUAUUGUAUUGUGUGGUUCUAAGUGACUACCGAAAACUAAAAUUUCAUUUUUUCUAUUCGGUGGGAUCACAACAACAUUGUUCCUGAUUCGAUCCCACUGCACGGCCUCUUAUGAAGGGCUUACACCUUUCGAGUGUAGUUAAUUAAGCGAUAACUGUUCAGAAGUUGUUUUUGUUGUUGUUUGGCUCCUAAAUCAAUCUGAUUGAUUUGACUUAUGGUCAAAAGCGUUCCAGCCUUUGAUUAUUGGGUCCUUUUAUGGUAUCCAAUGUGUUAUUCCUUUUUUUUUUUUUUUUUUUUUUGGACACAGUAGAGUGUGCUUUGAGUGGAUUUGGAUGAUAUUUCUAGCAGAUUGAGGAACCUUAUUGUUCUAGCUAGAGGUUGCUACAAACACUAGAAUCGACACAGUCGCAUAUAGUCCCCACUUAAGAAUUUGUGGUCUUGUGCUUUAUUUAUUUUAGAAAUCAUAACAGAAUUAGUAGAGCUGGAGUAACAUUCAAGGAAACUUCUACGGGUAACUCGAUCUGUUAGAAAUAACAGCCAAGUCUCUUGCAAAUUAUACACCACUCCUGGAAAUGGAAGGAUAAUAAUAAUAAUAAAACAACAAAAAUGUUUCUAAUUUAGGCACAAGGCUAGUGGUUUUGAGCAGAGAAGCUAGUUGAUUGUAUCAACUGUAGUACUUGACUGGUUCUUCAUUUUAUCACUCCUGGAUGGAUGAAAGGCAAAGUUGACUAUGGCAGGAUUUGAAAUCAGAAUGUAAAGAGCUGGGAUAUAUAACAUAAAGCAUUGUGCCUGACACCUUAAUGAUUCUGCUAAUCUGCUACCCUGGGUAAAAAGCCAGAAAUUUGGAGGAGGAGAAUAGUUGAUUAUAUUGAUCCAAAACACAAAGGGAAACAUGUUCUGUUAGACAAAUGGUCAAUCAAAGAACAACUUUCGCUGGCCUGUUCUGUUAUGAAGAAUGGUGACCAGAACUGGAUGUCUGUCAGUCGUGCAAUUAAAGCAUUUGCUGAAGGAGGAUCUCGACCUGCAGAUUGGUUCUCUCAAAAGAAUUGUGCCUUACUGUAUGCAGAGUUAUUGGAGAAAGUGGAAAUCCCAAAAAGAAAACGUAGUGAUAAAGAAGCUAAUGAAACUCCUGGUGAAUUAAUUGUACGCAAACUCACCAUGGAUCGACUUGAAGAAUUGAAAAAAAUUAUCGUUGAAGAAGAAAACAGAUACAGAAAGUUAAAACGAGAAAUUGAAUGCAUAAAAAACGGCCAGUUUGAUGACUGUAUCCAAGAAGUAUGGGAAGCCAUGGUCCAGGAGAAGAAGGUAAAAGAUGCCGCUGUCCAAGCUGCUGCUGCUGCUGCUGCUGCUGCUUCUCGGAAGACUGGAAGAACAGAAGGUUCUUUAGAUCCUCACAGAACUUUAGCCUCAAUAGGUUCCUUUAAAAUAAAACGUCCGAAUCCGAAACGUAGCCGACCACCAUCAUCAACAGAUGUGUUUGACGAUAAAGAUGAUGAACCCACAACAGAAACUUCAACAGCCGAGAAAAUUACAGAAGCUGAAGACUUUGAACCGAGACACAUAACGCCACAGGUGACCGAGCAGCCUGAGUUGGUUAAUACUACUACUACUAAUAGUAGCAGUAGCAGCAGCAAUAGUAGUAGUAGCAGCAGCAGCAGCAGUAGUAGUAAAGUGGUGCAAACUCAGGCAGCUGGUACAUCUGUGCCGGUAGUGUCACAGGGAUCAUCACAGCAGCAGCAACAACAGCAGCAGCAGCAACAGUUGCACUUGAAACAGUUACAACAUAUUCAGAUGCAACAGUUACAGCAGCUGCAACUACAACAACAACAACAACAACAACAGCAACAACAACAAAAGCAACAGCAACAGCAGCAGCAGCAGCAACAACAGAAGCAGCGUCAAUCACAACAACAGCAACUUCAUACUUUGUCUCAACUGUCACAGCAACAGCAGCAACAACAACAGCAGCAGCAGCAACACGCACAGCAACAGCAACAACAACAAACACAACCUCCACAGCAACAACAGCAACAGCAGCAGCAAUCUGUACAACUACAACAACAGUUGCAACAGCUACCACCACAACCACCUCCUCCUCCACCACAACAGCAACAGCAACAACAACAACAACAACAGCAGCAGCAGCAGCAACUACAGCAGCAACAGCAACAGAAAACCAAACCGACCCCACCGUCGUCUCCACUGCUCUCUUCCUUAUUACAGAGUAAAUUAAAAAGUGCUGACAGCCUCCAGCAACUGAAGAAGGAAGCUGAACAGGAACACUCUGCUUUCCAGGCACUUCAACAUUUGCAAGUUCCAGUCACACAUUCUCUUCAAUUGCCACUUUCCACUUCAUCAGCGCUGACCGCAGUGGAAUUACCAGUUAAUGUGACAACCAGCUCAUCGAGCCUGAACGUAUCCAUUUCCAGUAAGCCAGUCUCCUCAAGCAGUAACCACAGUUCACCUGUCACCACUCCACUGCCAGCUAUUGCAACCCUCAGCACAUCUCAACUAUCAACUCUCUCUUCCACUGCCAGCACUGUCACUUCUACACAACAACUGCCACCAAUGACUGUUCUGGCAGCUUCAAAAGUCCUAUCUUCAGCCACUCCCACAGUUCUUGGUGCACUCUCAGGUGACCUGCCUACAGUAAUGAACAGGGUCUCUGUUGAUAAUACGUCCCCCUCUACCUCUGCUCCUACAUUAUCAAAGCUACUUGGCACACCUAACCAAACCAAAAUACAUUCUCUGGGCCUGGAUACUUCUCCGGGCCUGGCAGUCAGCCAAAGUUUAGAAAAAAAGGAAGUUGAAAUUGAGGAUCCGCUAGCUGUGAAAGAAGAAUCCAUUGAAAGUACAACUACUCAGGCUACUGACCCUCAAUCGGUGACGCAAGAAACUAUUGAAGAGAAGAUCCCAGUUCCAAACAUCCAAGAUGAGGACACGUCAUCGCUAGAUUCACAAGCUAAAGAACCUGUGACUGUUGAGGAUGUUAAACCAAAGGUGACGUUACACACUGCAACGAAUGUUGACCUAGAUGAGGAGGAAACGCAACAGGUUCCGGCUUUGUCACCAAAGACAGAAGGAGAAGACACUCACGGAGCCGCCACAACAUUUGCCGAAACUGUGUCCUUGGAGUCGCUGCAUAAAUCAGAAACCCCAACUUCAACAUUGACGACUCAAACUCAGCUUAAGAUGGAUGAAACCAGCAAAGACAGCAGUGAUGAUCAACCUAUUACUGAAACAGAAGGUGUCGAUUCACCUGCCAUCAACUCCAAGUUCAUCAGUGUCGACGAGGAAAUCUCCAUAUCUAUGAAAGAUGAACCACCUUCCCCCUCCAGUAGUGUUUCUUCCAAAUUGAGUGAACCUACCUCGAGUGCUGGCCGCCCAAGGGGUCGUGGAAGAGGUAGAAAAAAGGGAGGAAUAAACAGACGAAAUGUCAAGAGGCAAAUAAUUGAAGAUGAGAAGAAAGAAGAUGGCAACAGUUCUAAACACAGUGAGGCAGAGCUGACUGAAGACGAUUCAGCCAGAGAAAGUGAUGAUCCAACUAAUGCCAUACUGCUUGCAAGAUCCACAUUGUCAGGCGCCCUAUCUGAUUCCAUUCCAAACAGUCCUGCCUCUUUGUCACAUUACAGUGACACGGAAGAUGAAAAAGCUUACCGCACUUGGAAGAAGUCCAUCAUGCUAGUAUACCGGGCUGCUGCUACUCACAAGUAUGCUAAUGUAUUUCUGCAUCCUGUUCGAGAGGAGAUAGCUCCAGGCUAUCACAGUAUAGUACACAGACCAAUGGACUUAAGUGCCAUUAAGAAGAAUAUUGAAAAUGGUGUUAUCCGCUCUACAACAGAGUUCCAACGUGAUAUGAUGCUAAUGUUUACUAAUGCCAUAAUGUACAACAGCUCUGACCACAAUGUGUACAAGAUGGCACGAGAGAUGUACAAUGAUGUUAUGCAACACAUUGAGCAAUUUGUGAGCACACAGUUAAUGGUGCAAACGGAACCAAAAAUGCUACGGCCAUCGCGCAGGAUGGAAAAUAUCGAGAAGGAAGAAGAUACGAAAAAACGAAAGACUGACCCCAAUCAAGAUGGUGGCAAGAAGAAAAAACGUCCCAAGCCAGUAACUCCUGAAGACACGCCUCCAAAAACACCCAAUGAGUGACUCGAAUUAAGAACUGGCCUGCUAUGUCCCAGCUUGUUGUAGCUCUUGCCUCUCACCACAUCCACCUCUCUCAUUGUCCUUGAGUCCUCCUGUCAUACAUUCUUAAUCAAUAUUGCUGCUACUUUUAACUAUACCUCAAUCUCUUCCAAAACAGAGACAUGGUUGAGGUUUGGCUUGCUGGCUUCAAAAGUCACUCACACUCAACAUCAGUCUUUUUUUUUCUUCUCUCCCUUUUUUUUCUAAUAAAAUUAUUUAAAACUACAAAUGAAUUAACUAAGCUUUUCAAUGUGAAUUGACAUUAAACAUUUUAAACAUCAAUUUGCAACAGAAAACAGACAAUGAUGCUGGAACCAUAUAUUUAUUGCUUGCCAAGGGACCACAUUACCAAUUACACUACAUAGUGUAUGUCACUCUUUCUCUCUUAAAUUAGGUACUUAAAUCUUAUUUUUUCUGUUCUUUUUUUUUAUUUUUUUUUUAAUUUCCAAAAGAUAAUUGGUCAGUUACUUAGCAGACAUAGCAGAAUAGGUGCUACGCUCAUAAAUAUGUUCAGCAUAACAAUAAAGUGCCCCACUCCUUUUCUCGGUUCUAUGCUUGCGAUAACAAUAACAAUAAACCCCUGAAAUCAAAUAACGAAGGAACUCCUGAGAUUUUCCAGUGUGAAAUUAUAUUUGACAGUAUUUUUUAAAACUAUUUUCUUCAGUCAAGAGUUGUGACCUCUUUUUAUCAGAAAAUUAAUUCUGAAAAGUGAGGCAUAUUUGUUUGCUAACGAAAGACGGAAUAUCUUACUAUUGUUAUUAAGGUGGCAAGCAGGCAGAAUCAUUACCAUGCUGGCGAGCCGGCAGAAACGUUAGCAUGCUGGGCAAAAUGAUUAGCGGUAUUUCGUCUGCCGUUACGUUCUGAGUUCAAAUUCCGCCGAGGUCGGCUUUGCCUUUCCUCCUUUCGAGGUCAAUAAAUUAAGUACCAGUUAUGCACUGGGGUUCGAUGUAAUCAACUUAAUCCCUUUGUCUGUCCUUGUUUGUCCCCUCUGUGUCUAUCCCCUUGUGGGCAAUAAAGAAAUAAGAAUCAUUACCAUGCUGGAUAAAAUGCUCAGUGGCAUUUUUCCCAACUUUACAUUCUGAGUUCAAAUUCCACUGAGGUUGACUUUGCCUUUUAUCCCUUUGGGAGGUCAAUGAAAUAAGGACCAGUCAAUGUAAUUGACUUGGCCCCUUCCCCCAAAUUUCAGGCUAUGUGCCCGAGUAGAAAGGAUUGUUUUAUCAAGAUGGUAAGCUGGCACAAUUGUUAGCCUGUCAGACAAAAUGCUUAGUGGCUGUUCUUCCAACUUUACAUUCCAAUUUCAAAUUCUGCCAAGGUUGACUUUGCCUUUCAUCAUUUUGGGAUUGGUGAUUUCAACUAACUUCCACCCCUCAAAAAUUGCUGGUCUUGUACCCCCCCUAAAUUAGAAAUCAUUAUUAUUAAAGCACCAGUUGAACAAUACCCCAUUCCCCUCAAGAUUGCUGGCCAUAAUGUCCAAUUUAGAAAGAAUUAUUUUACUUAUUUUUAUUUAUUUUCAUUUUUUUUUUUUUAUCUUGGUUUUUCUCUUAUGAAGGACCCAGUUUGAAUUAUUGUCUUGUAAGAAGACAUCUGCAAUAAGUAUUGAUUUCUAUUUUGCAGUUUAUUUGAAGCAUCUUCAUAUAAGUAUAAAAAAAAAAAUGAAAAACAUUUACCAAUACAAAUUGUAGAGAAAAAAGACAAAUAAAUGCAUUCAAUAUUUUCAGAUUCACAAUCAAAAA
This is a messenger RNA of Octopus bimaculoides (California two-spot octopus), 5952 nucleotides long. RefSeq lists its product as uncharacterized. Gene Ontology annotation, molecular function: protein binding. Gene Ontology annotation, cellular component: NuA4 histone acetyltransferase complex. Lineage: Eukaryota; Metazoa; Mollusca; Cephalopoda; Octopoda; Octopodidae. The record is from RefSeq and is a predicted model, not a curated record.